AUGGCAGUUGUGGGAAUGCGGGUGCUAGUGGCGGUGGCGGUAGUGGUGGCGGUGGUGGGGGGGGCGGUGGGGGGGGUGGGGGCGGCAGCGGAGUUUCCGGUGGUGGUGGCAGAGGCGGAGGCGGUGGCGGUGGCGGUGGCGGUAGUGGUGGCGGUGGUGGUGGCGGUGGUGGCGGUGGAGGAAUUUGCGGUGGUGGUGGCGGAGGCAGAGGCGGUGGCGGUAGUGGUGGCGGUGGUGGUGGCGAUAGAGGAAUUUGCGGUGGUGGUGGCGGAGGCGGCGGUGGUGGUAGAGGGGGCGGUGGGGGCGGUGGGGGCGGUGGGGGCGGUGGGGGCGGCGGUGGAGGCGACGAAGGUGGUGGUGGCGGUGGAUGCCCAGUUGGAUAGAGCGGUGGCGUGUUGCUGGGGAAGAAAGGUGGCUGCGGCAUCCCAGGGGGGAUUACGAACGGGUACUUGCCGUCCGAUCCAGGGGCGGCUGGGGGAGGCGGCACAGGCUGGGAAGCCAGUAUGGGCUGACCCGGACCAUUAUCGCCUGUGA
Messenger RNA from Volvox carteri f. nagariensis, 534 nucleotides. RefSeq lists its product as uncharacterized. The transcript has a single exon. Lineage: Eukaryota; Viridiplantae; Chlorophyta; Chlorophyceae; Chlamydomonadales; Volvocaceae. The record is from RefSeq and is a predicted model, not a curated record. The coding region runs from base 1 to 534 and encodes 177 amino acids.